This is a messenger RNA of Dictyostelium discoideum AX4, 1719 nucleotides long. RefSeq lists its product as hypothetical. Gene Ontology annotation, cellular component: nuclear inner membrane. The record is from RefSeq and is a predicted model, not a curated record. Lineage: Eukaryota; Evosea; Eumycetozoa; Dictyosteliales; Dictyosteliaceae. Bases 1 to 1719 code for a protein of 572 amino acids. The transcript has 5 exons.
AUGAAUGAUUUAUAUUUAGAUUAUUAUUUAAAUUUAAUUUAUUAUAAUAAUAGAGAUUUAAUACAUUUUUCAUUUUUUAUAGGAAUAAUAUUAUUGUUAAUAUCAUUUAUAUAUAAUGUUAUAGUAAGACCAUUACAAGAUCCAUAUAGAUUAGUUUAUAGAAAAUGUUUUUUUUGUCAUAAAUUUUGUAAAAUUCAAAAGAUCUAUGAUAAUCAAUGGUCAUGUGAUCAUUGUACACAAUAUAAUGGUUUUAAUAAAGAUGGUGAUUAUAAUACUGUCUUACCAUUAAUGCAUAAAGUUAUGCCAUCACCAUUAGUAUCAUCUUGUAUAAAAUCACCAAAACAACAACAACAACAAUUACCUUUAUCACCAUCAUUACAAUCAUCAAAUCAUCAACAACAACAAUUUAAUGAACAACCAAUUCAACCAAUAACGUUAUGUUCAAAAUGUCAAUAUCAUUUACAAUUAAAAUUAAAUAAAUCAAUUGAAUUUAAUCCACCUCAACCAAAGAAUUAUAAUUUAAGUAAUAAUAAAAGUUUUAUAGCGAAUGAAAAUAAACUAUUUCAAGGUUAUACGAAAAAGUUGGAAGAGGAAUUUAAAUUAUGUGAAACUUGUGAUAGAAUCACUAAAAAAGAAAUCAAUAGAGUUGAUAGUUAUAUUAUCUCCACUUAUUCAAAUACACCAGAUUUUAAAAAAUUACCAAAAAUUAUCUCUCAAAAUAUAAGAAAAAAUAGAAUACAAUUAAUUAAAAAUUAUUUUAUUCAAAAUUCAUCUAUUUUUUCUUUUAUUUCAAAUAUUUUAAUUUAUUUUUUAUUAUCAAUACUUUUAUUUAAUUUAAUUUUUAAAAUUGGAAAUAAUAGUAAUAAUAAAAAUCAAGAUGAUUUAUUCAAUUAUUAUAAUGUAAAAGUUUUAGAAUUUGAAAUAAUUUUUAGAUACAAUCAAGAAAUUAUAGCAAUUAAUUCAUUCUUUAAAAUUCCAAAAAUUCAUAUCCUGACAAAAGAAUCUUUAUUUUUUAUUACUUUAGUGAUUUUUAAAAUAAUAAUGUUAAAGGUACCAUUUAUUGAAAAUUCAAAUCAUUUUUCAAUUUUAAUUAAUAUAUGGAAUCAAAUUUCAAAUAAUUCUAUAUUUUCUUCAAUGUUUUUUGUUAUUUUAAUAUUUGUUCAUAGGAUGGAUACUUUUGUCAAAUUACCAAAAUCAGUUUUCACUUCUAAAUUAUUUGUUGGCUCAAAUGAUAGUUUUAAUCAACAGCAACAUCAACAACAACAACAGCAACAAAGAUCAUUAAAUAAUAAUCAAAGGUUAGAAGAUUUAUUUUCAACUACAACAACUAUAACAAAAUCACCAGUAUCAACACCAUUAAAACAAAGAAAUCCAUUCAACUCUUCAACUUUAAAUAGUAGUGAUAUGUUUGAUAUAAAUGAUUUAACAAAUAGUUUUAAUGGGAGUUUAAGAAAAAAUAAUAACAACAAUAAUAUUAAUAUUAAUAAUAAUCAUAAUAUGGAAGGAUUAAUAUCUUCAUUAAAUAUUGAAGAUCAAGAUAUAUAUAAUAAUAGAAAUUAUAUUUGUAAAACCUUUGAGCCAAGAGUUAGUUUAGUUGAUGAUGGUAAUUUUAAUAAACUAUUGAUAAGUGGUAGAGAUAUAGGUUCGAUAUUGAUAAUACAUGGUUUUUUAAUCAAACUAUUACAAUUAAAAAAAACUGUAAAAAAUCAAAAUAAAUAG